Messenger RNA from Auanema sp. JU1783, 534 nucleotides. Lineage: Eukaryota; Metazoa; Nematoda; Chromadorea; Rhabditida; Rhabditidae. The record is from the annotation of a GenBank genome assembly.
AUGUCCGAUCUCACCAGUAAACGUGGAAUUCCUUCGAUGGAAGUUGUGGAAGAUGUAGAAAGUUGGCUAACGAAAGAAAAAAUGUCGGUAGAAGAAGCUGUUAAAAUCAUGGAUGAGAAGUACAAAAAGUAUAAAUAUAUUGAGAACUCUAUGCGUCAACAGAAACAUAGAUUGGAUGAAAAAAUCCCUGAGUUCCAGAACAGUUUGGGCAUUCUUUCUGUGCUAGAGCAGAAGAAGGAAAAGGGAGAACCUUUCGAAACUACUUUCCUCCUUGCUGAAGAAGUAUACUCGAAGGCUAAAGUUACCAAUCCCGAAAAGGUCGGUAUUUGGCUAGGAGCUAACGUAAUGGUUGAGUAUGAGCUAGAGAAGGCUCGCGAAAUUCUUGAGAAAAAUAAAAAUACUGUGGACAGUCAAAUUUCCGAGCUGACCGUGGAGUUGGACUAUGUUAAAGAUCAAAUCACUACUACUGAGGUGAAUAUUGCACACAUCUACAACUAUGGAAUCCGAAAGAGACAAGAAGCUGCUUCUGCUUAA